This is a messenger RNA of Podarcis muralis (Common wall lizard), 2852 nucleotides long. The record is from RefSeq and is a predicted model, not a curated record. Lineage: Eukaryota; Metazoa; Chordata; Lepidosauria; Squamata; Lacertidae.
GUAGAUGAAGGGAUGCUCAUCUAUGAGCAUGCAAGUAAGGAGGCAGUUUAUUGGAAUGCACAGGAUUCUUUUACCUUUACAGUCUCCUCCCCGCCAGCAGCUCUGGAUCCUCAGGUGUUCCUCAUUAAUAUUUCUUACGAAAUUAAAGGACAUGAUCGGACCACUCAGCUACUUGCAAAUACAGGUGCUGUUGUCCAUGAAGGAGGCAAGGUUUUAAUUGACAAAACUAACCUAGAUGGUUCAAAUUUGCUCUUUAAAUUACCCGAGAUGCAACGUUCUGCAUAUGAAGUAUGGUAUCAAGUUAUUUCAUUGCCCCCGCAUGGCAGAAUUGUGGUGGGAGAAAGAAACAUUACUAGGGAGAAACCCAAUUUCUCCCAAUACAUCCUUAACAAAUUUGGAAUCACCUAUAUACAUGAUGACUCUGAAUCACUCAUGGACCAAUUUAUUUUUGCUGUGUGGCUAAACCAGAAAGGCAAGUCUGCCGUGAAACCCGAUUCUGGUGUUUUAGAAGAGACAUUUAAUAUCACUGUUGUGCCCGUGAAUGACCACACUCCAGAGCUAAAGACAAAGCAGCUACAUUUGAAUGUUUUACAAGGAGAUACAGCAGUUCUAGGACCAGAAAACCUGAAAGUGGAAGACUUGGAUAACACCCCGGAAGAGAUCAAAUACACUAUCAUAAGCAAUCCCCCAAACGGCUACCUAGCAUUGCAGACGCAUCUCAACGAAUCCAUCAAGGAUUUUACGCAAGCUGAUGUCGAUGGUGGCAGAGUCUGGUUUGUGCAAGAUGGAACUUCUUCCUCUGGGGUCUUCUACUUUAGCGUGACAGAUGGAAAACACCGUCCACUGUACAAGCUUUUUAACCUUGAGGUGACACCCAUGGCCGUCACCUUGGUCAACCUAACAGAGGUGGUGCUUUCACAAGGGCAGAGCAGUGCCGCUAUUACGAAUGUACACCUUUCGGCGACCACAAAUGGGAGAAACGCUGAGAUCAGUUUUGAAGUAACAGAACCCCCCAGAUAUGGGCAUUUAUUGAUCGGCAAUGAGCGCGUCACCAAGUUUUACCAAGACGAUUUAUAUGCAAGUAGACUAGUGUAUUGUAUGACGGACCUCACCGCAACUGGAGAUAGGCUGGGAUUCACGGUGUUCACGUUGGACAGUAAUCUAACGGGACAAGCUAUGAACAUCACGAUCCAGCCUCUUGUGCGAACGGCACUUGGCUUGAACAUUCCAAACAGGGCGGCUUACCAGCUAAAAGCCAGCGACCUGGAUGCUUCACAGCUGGCAAACUUGACAAACAGCAACCCCAAGUUUGAAGUGAUGGUGCCUCCAGCUUAUGGGAAAGUGCUAAGGAGGUCAUUAACCAAUUCUAAAAGUGAAGCUGCAUUCUUCACUCAGAGCGACAUCAACAAGGGUGCUAUAUUCCUUGAGGCAGAUGCCAAUAUGACAGGGGUUGAUGUAUUAAAUGAUUCCUUCACAUUUGUACUUGGAGCCGACAAAGUGCAGCCUGCCAUGGGCCAGUUUCACUAUGCCAUAGUGCCGCAUGAUCCCUUGCUGAUUCAGAUGUUUACACCGGAAGUGCCUCUCUUAACUACUAGUGCAAACAUUUUAAAGACUUACUCCGUUACAAAAACCGAACCUGUGAUUUUUCCAGAGGGUGACGGGCACACUGAAGCACCAAGCCACACUCCGUGGCAUAACCAAAAUCACCAGGGGCAUCAAAACGAUAAAGAGGUAUGGUUUAAUGAGGAGGUUGCAAGAGGCAGAUCUGCCUGGGCUGAGACCACCAUCAAAACAAGCUCCAGAAGCACCUGGGUUCAGCCCCCUCAUAGCAGCAACCGACUGCUCAUCAUUGUACCGCUCGCUGCUGUGGCAGUUCUGUUCAUUGCGAGUGCGGUGGCCGUUUGCGUCUUCCUAAUGUGUCACAAUCCCCAAAAGACCAAGCCUCUCGUUGCAGGCCAGCCGCCAGCAGCUCUCAGCAGCCCAGGCUUUUGCCAGGAAAGGCGUUUGACUGUCCCCGUGGUCACAAUGACACCCCUGCUAGAAGGUGCAGGCAAAACAACCACCUUCCCGUUCAUGGCGGUCAGACGGGAGCAUCUUCAUCCUGUGCCAGUUGCCCCAGCUCCAGCCAAAGAAAGUCUUCUGCAAAGCAGCUGGUCUGGACUUGACCCGGAAAUGAUCCAGCACUGUCGGAAAACCAACCCAACUUUGAAGCGCAACCAGUAUUGGGUCUAGUGUGCCAUUGCAUCAACUGAGGAUCAUGUGGGCUUCUGCCAUUUUGACACUGGGUUGCUUUUGAUGGUGUGUAUUUAUUUUAGGUUAAAAUAUGCAUUCCCUGGUUGUUGCCUCAUUAGAAGCCCUGGCAGGUCAAGUGAAUAUCUUAGUGGGCUUUCAGCUAGAUCGGGGUUGGAGAACCUCAGACCCUGAGGCUGAAUGUGGCUAUCCAGGCAACUUUACCUGGCUUCUGGGACUCUCCCCAAUCACCCUCCUCCCUGAGUCUGUUUGCCUGGCUAGAAUGGGUCCUUGAACUCUGAAAAGUUGUCUGGAUGGAGGGCAGAGAGGGAUGUGUGAGGAUGUGUAGAAACAAACAUAGGACUCAGCUACGUUCGUAAAGAUAAAGCGCUAUAUAUGUGUUAACAACACUGUGACGCCAGAUGGCACUGUGGAGUCCCGUCUUUUGCCAACGGGAUUUCCCUGUAUGAAGUUUACAAUGCGUUUAACCGAAUUGCUUCUUUGAUGUGUCUAGAUCCAGCCCUACAGUACAGAAGUAGAAUUAGCAUGCCUUGUUCCACCCAUGUCCAUUCCUGGCUUCCAGCCACCACUGGCAUGUGGCCCUGAAGGGAAGGUAGCUUUUU